AUGGCCACCUCCGACCCCAUAGUUCUAGAACCCAACUCACUCUACAUUCUCCUCUUCCGCCAGGGCGAAGCCUAUCAAUUCCACUGGGGUCUCUUCCUCACUACCACCAGCAGCGCCCCAGCAGCAGAAGAAACAGCUGAAUCACCCGAAUCCACUGAACCAGCAGAGACAACAGCAACAACUAGUCCCCCAGGCACCCUUUUCGAACUUAUAAACCCAAACCCUUCCAACAGCAGACACUGGACCUACAACACCAGCACCGUCGCCACGUUUACCAACAAAAACAACCCCAUCUCCGCCCUCAAAAUCUCCACCAUAGAACCAAUCCUUCACGACCCCGUUCACGCCCUCCUCGCCACAAUCCCCGUCGUCACCUACUCCCACCGUUUUGGGGAGGACAUGUCGUGUCGUGUGUGGCUGAAGGAGGCGCUGUAUGCGCUUGAUCAGAGUGGGUUUAUACAGCUUGUAUGGACUGUUGAUGAGAUUGAGAAGGAGGCUAAGGGAUUGGGGAUGCUGUGUUGGUGUAGUGGGAUUGGGAGGGGCAAUGCUAAGGGAAGAGUGGAGCGGAGUGCUGGGUGUCUUUUCUGA
Paracoccidioides lutzii Pb01 is the source of this 588-nucleotide messenger RNA. RefSeq lists its product as hypothetical. The transcript has a single exon. Bases 1 to 588 code for a protein of 195 amino acids. The record is from RefSeq and is a predicted model, not a curated record.